AUGGCUACCCCCCAAAACAGGCAGCCUCCCCAACGGAGUCGUGGCUUCAGUGUUAAAUCCGACAAAUCUCACAUCUCUGGCAACUCGGGUCACAAAUCUCAAUUGUCAGAAUCCUCCGAGGAGAAGCACCGGCGCAAUCUACACACAAAGGCCGAUCCCACUAUCGCCAUGAACGAGCUGCAGCCCAUGGCCGUCGCCCUGGAGAAGUCCAAUAUGGGCUCUCUUCGUGAGAUGGAGCAUAAGGAUCAAUUCGGCAACGUUAUCACCGAUCCCGACUGGUCAAACCCGACCCGGCCUCGCUUUGAGCGACCGCUCGAUACCAUCAAAGCAUUCGAAGCCGCUAUCUACGGUACCUACAGCAGCAAUCGCCAAUCCUACAUCAAAACAGAUGAAGCCGCCUCACAAAUGGGCGACUACAGCCGCCGAACAAGUUACUACGGACCGAACGGCCACUCGAACCGCGGAUACGACCAAAACGCAAACUACGGCCGCGCCGGCCCCUCACGUCCAGACAGCGUGGCCGAUAACUACGGCCAAGAGAACCAAACCCCAUACCAAAAUCGCCGCCAACGACACCCGCGACGCACUGACAGCGAUCAAGUCGGUUACAACGGUUCUCAAUCCAACCAGCGCUCUUACGACAAUGUCGCUGCCAUGUCGGGCUCCGGGUCCGCCUAUACAGGCCCCUACGGCCAAGGCACUGAUCCCAGUUCUCUGAACAGCUCAAUGGACCAGCUGUCGCAGUAUGCUCAGCGUGCUGAUGGGGGCUAUAAUGGUCAAUCUUCGGUGGGUAACACCUGGGGAGCUCCGCAGCAGGCACAGGGCCAAGGUCCGCCGGUGAUGCAGAUGUCGAAGAGUGCGAAGACGGCAAUCGCGGCGCCUCCUGAGAAGAGGAAGAGCUGGUUGAAGAAGCGUUUUAGCAAGAACUAG
This is a messenger RNA of Penicillium atrosanguineum, 930 nucleotides long. Its product is annotated as DUF2406 domain-containing protein. The transcript is spliced from 5 exons. NCBI's taxonomy places the organism in Eukaryota, Fungi, Ascomycota, Eurotiomycetes, Eurotiales, Aspergillaceae. Bases 1 to 930 code for a protein of 309 amino acids. The record is from RefSeq and is a predicted model, not a curated record.